Molecule: messenger RNA, 334 nt
Organism: Staurois parvus
Lineage: Eukaryota; Metazoa; Chordata; Amphibia; Anura; Ranidae
Source: the annotation of a GenBank genome assembly
CACUGACUGGCACUGAUAGAUGGGGCACUGAUUGGCAGCACUGAUAGGUGGCACUGACUGGCAUUGAUAGUUGGCACUGACUGGCACUGAUAGGUGACACUGAAAGGCAGCUCAGAUGGGCACUGAUAUAUGGCAUUGAUGUGGCACUGAUGGGCACUGACAGCUGACAUUGAUGGACACUGACAGGUGGCACUGCUGGGGCUACACUAAUCAUCAGGGCACACUGAUCAUCAGUGCCCUGAUGAUCACUGUCAGCAUAACAGCUCGUGGGGAGAGAAAUGCCGAUAACCGACAUUUCCCUAUUUACAUGCGAUCAGCUGUGAUUGGACCAGGG